AUGCCUUGGUCUAUUGCACUUCCACAGGCGAUCUUCGCCUCCCCCUGCAAGCAAAACCGCGCAACCUACAGCAAACUCAAACAACCGCCCUACAGUCCCCCCGGCUGGCUCUUCGCGCCGGCCUGGACACUCCUGUACGGGUUGAUGGGGUACGCCUCGCACCACGCCACGACCAUCGCGUCGCAAUCGCUCUCUCUCGCAGUGCGCGAUGCCCACUCGACCGCACAGACACUCUACACCACCCAGCUGGCCCUGAACUUCAUCUGGAUGCCCCUCUUCUUCCGAUUGGGGCGACCGGCUGUGGCUCUGGGCGAUCUGGCCCUGCUGGCGGGUAACGUGGGUGCGCUGAUGGUCAAUUGGUGGUCGGCCGAUCGCACGGCGUUCUGGUGCUUGGUCCCCUACGCUGCCUGGCUGGGAUAUGCGGCAUAUCUCAAUGCUGGCUGUGGCAUGCUGAAUGGCUGGACUUUGCCCGAGAAAGAGCGGUCGGAGUAG
This is a messenger RNA of Penicillium nucicola, 492 nucleotides long. Its product is annotated as TspO/MBR family protein. Lineage: Eukaryota; Fungi; Ascomycota; Eurotiomycetes; Eurotiales; Aspergillaceae. Gene Ontology annotation, cellular component: mitochondrial outer membrane. The transcript is spliced from 2 exons. The record is from RefSeq and is a predicted model, not a curated record. The coding region runs from base 1 to 492 and encodes 163 amino acids.